Molecule: messenger RNA, 1242 nt
Organism: Bursaphelenchus xylophilus (pine wood nematode)
Lineage: Eukaryota; Metazoa; Nematoda; Chromadorea; Rhabditida; Aphelenchoididae
Source: the annotation of a GenBank genome assembly
AUGUUUGAGGUUGUGUUGUGGAGAACGGUGGUUGUGGUGGCGCUGUUGGAGGUGGCCAGUUGUCAAUGUAAAUUUUUUGAAUUUUUUGGCUAGAGUGAUUAGUAUUUUUUUUUUGAUACCAGUCUGUCCGGAAAGUCGCUGGAGUGAUUUUUGGCGUUUACACUGUGCAGAAAAAAGGCAGAUACGAAUGAGGGCCCAAAAACGCCUAUUAGGGUGCAAAAAGCAAUGUUGCAGAAAACACUCUGGAGACUUUGUGAACGAAAUACUUUGAAAAAAUUUGAUUACUGCUCCCGCCAUAAAAGUCCGUAGAAUUUUGCACCAUAGAUUUUGCUGAUCGUUAGAGUCGUUUUUCGUGUGCCGCUGCAAAUUCCCGCUUUUUGCAUGCACUUCUUCGCCAGCGCAAUUUCGUGCGAAAUCAUUCGACGAGCUUUAUGGCAUAGUAAACUUUCCGAAAAUGUAGAUAAAAUUUUCUAAGGCAUAAGUAUGUGAGAUUUUUCGCUCGUGCGGUUGCAGCAACUGCCGAGAUUUUUGGGUCAGAAGUUGAUAAAAAAAGUAUAUUCAGUUUUUGAAAAGUCUUUAAUUUUUGUAUAUCAGUCUGUCGGGAAAAUAAUGUGGAAUCGCCCAACAUUGCUUUGCGAUGGCUAGUUGGAGUUUUUGUGAGCGCCUCCUACGAGGCGAGAUAUUUUGCUGCCAAAAAUCCACAUUAUUUUCCCGACAGACUGAUAUUUCUAAACUUUUCGAUUUGAAUGCUAACCCCACAGAAUUCUUUGUAUUUUUUUUUGAAUUUUUGUACUGUCGAUUUUUUUCCUUUUAGAUUUUUUCGACAAAUCCAGAGAAGUCCAUCCCAAAAAGCAUGACAAAUACGAGAAGCCCAACAAAUCGCAGCUUCACUCUUCUGAGCUCCCAAACAGCUCCUCCUCCACCAGCACCAUCACCAUGGACAAUCGGACAUUUAUCCAAGACUUUGCCGCCGGCACCUACUACAUCCGCAAGGCCGAAAGUGGCGAUGAAGAGGCGAAACGGCCGCGCUCGCUGUUCCCCGAACGCUACAGCGGGCCGGCCGAGUUCUACGCGUUCUACAGCCCACGGUUCGCGCGCACCUUCUACGUGAACUACGUGAGCGGCGAGCGCGGCUCGGUGCGCGGCUAUCACGUCUUCGACGACACGCUGGAGCGCUUCCAGCCCGUCUCCAUGGUCCAGAAGAUGAUGGAGAUGAUGCGCGACACGCCCUUCUUUAAUUAA